AUGCUGGUGCAGGCCACCACCACCAACGCGCAGCCAAUCAAAGUUCCCCAGUUUGUCCCUCCUCCUAGACUGACGCCUCGACCCACCUAUCAGCCACAGGUCAGGCCCAAACCGGUGGCGCCCACAAACGUCCCGAUCGCCCCAGCCCCGCCCCCCAUGAUGGCGGCCCCCCAGCUGCUCCAGCGGCCCGUGAUGCUGGCUACCAAGCUCGCCACCACGUCGCUGCCCUCGGCCACGCCCAUCCACCAGGUGCGCAUCGUGAACGGCCAGCCCUGCGCCAAGACGGGCUCCACGCCGCUCGCCGGGAUCGUGAUCACCGCACCCGUGUCUGCCGCCGCCACGCGCCUUGCCAGCCCCGCCCACGCGCCCUCUGCGGUCCCCAUGAGCGCGCAGCCCAUUCAGAUCAGCAGCAUCACAGCACAGACCAAGACUGUUAAAGCUGUGAGUGCAGUCGAGCCAAAGGUCAUCACUCCUGUUCCGUCCUCCGCGACCCCUCCUCCCACCCCCAGGCCCAGACGAGAGGAGAACCCUGAGAAACUGGCUUUCAUGGUGUCGCUAGGCCUCGUAACACAUGACCACUUGGAAGAAAUCCAAAGCAAACGACAAGAGAGGAAGCGACGGACAACAGCCAACCCAGUUUACAGCGGAGCAGUGUUCGAGCCCGAGAGGAAAAAGAGCGCUGUGAGUUACCUGAACAGUCCUCUGCACCAAGGAACGAGGAAGAGAGGUCGUCCACCCAAAUACAGCAGCAUCCCGGAGCGGGGCAGUCUCACCCCGACCUCCCCCUCCAGCCCUGUCCGCCCCCUCCCUCUGCCCAGCCCGAGCUCUGCGGAUGGAGACAUCCAUGAGGACUUCUGUACUGUGUGUAGACGCAGUGGACAGUUGCUCAUGUGCGACACAUGCUCUCGUGUUUAUCACCUCGACUGCCUGGAUCCACCUUUGAAAACCAUUCCUAAAGGCAUGUGGAUCUGUCCAAAAUGCCAAGACCAGAUUUUGAAAAAAGAAGAAGCCAUUCCCUGGCCCGGUACGCUGGCCAUCGUGCAUUCGUACAUCGCGUACAAAGAAGCUAAAGAAGAAGAGAAGCAGAAGUUGAUGAAGUGGAGCUCAGAACUAAAACUGGAGCGAGAACAACUGGAACAAAAAGUCAAACAACUCAGCAACUCUAUAACAAAAUGCAUGGAGACCAAAAACGGCAUCUUGGCUCGACAGAAAGACAUGCAGCAUUCCUUGGACAAAGUCAAACACUUGAUCCGCCUCAUACAAGCCUUUAACUUGAGCAAGGCGCAGAAAGAGGCCAAAGAGAGCCUUCCUAAGACCAAUGACAGUCUAGUAGUCCCCGCAUUCCCGGCUCCACCUAAGCCCAAAGUCAUCCAGAACUCUGCGGCGCCUGCCCCCCCUCCCCCCACAGACUCCAGCGUUAGCAACAGUCAAGAGAAACACAACGUCACGUCCAACAGCGUGCCCGAGGUGGUCACGGCGGUCAGGGACGUCACAGAGGUCACGGAGGAGAAGCCUAGCAGCGUCCCGUCUGCGAAUAUUGUUGGACAGGAGGCCGAGAUAGACACGCCGCCCGUAGCAGACACACAGGCUCUGACGGGGGACGACACCACGCCCACGGAACCCACCGCCAUCACCACCAACGGGACGUCCGAGCCUGCCUGCCCGAGCACCAACGCCAACAGCCCGUCCUCCGAGACCAAGAUGGCCACCGCGGUCAUCUCCGCAGACGCCACCGACUCCCAAGAGGCUCCUCCCAACAACAACAACAACAACAACAGCAAAACCUCAGCACCCUCCCAGCACUGCUUGCCGGCGCUCGUCAACAGUUCGGACACUGACAAGUAA
Messenger RNA from Knipowitschia caucasica, 1845 nucleotides. The record is from the annotation of a GenBank genome assembly. NCBI's taxonomy places the organism in Eukaryota, Metazoa, Chordata, Actinopteri, Gobiiformes, Gobiidae.